Molecule: messenger RNA, 714 nt
Organism: Nerophis lumbriciformis (worm pipefish)
Lineage: Eukaryota; Metazoa; Chordata; Actinopteri; Syngnathiformes; Syngnathidae
Source: RefSeq, a predicted model, not a curated record
AUGCCACCUCACAUGGAGUACUUUUACCACGAGUCCCGGGUCCCUUCCGCUUGCAUGCUGACACGGGAUGAUGAGCUGGAGGAGCCCGGCGUCAUCAGCUGCAUGCUGGUGGGCGACGGCGCUGUGGGUAAGACCAGUAUGAUCGUCAGCUACACCUCCAACGGAUACCCGGUGGACUACAAACAGACUGGCUUUGACGUUUUCUCCGGUCAGGUCCAAGUGGACGGAUCCCCAGUCAGAGUGCAGUUGGUGGACACUGCAGGACAGGAGGAGUUUGAUGAGUUCCGAUCACUGUCCUACUCGCACACAGAUGUAUUCCUGUUGUGCUUCAGCAUGGUCAACCCCGCCUCCUUCCACAACAUCACCAAGAAAUGGGUGCCCGAGAUCCGCGCCUGCAACCCCACCUCGCCCAUCGUCCUGGUGGGCACGCAGUCGGACCUGCUGCUGGAUGUCAACGUACUCAUUGGCUUGGACCGCGCCAGUGUCAAGCCCGUGGCAAGCUCUCGGGCGCAAGCCAUGGCAGAGAAGAUCCGGGCGGUGGAUUACGUGGAGUGCUCGUCACUCACGCAAAAGAACUUAAAGGAGGCGUUCGACGCCGCCAUCUUCGCCGCUAUCGAGAACAAAGCACGGCAGGCCAAGAAAAGGCGGUCGUCGGACAGGCGCACCAAAGCCUUUUCCAGGUGCAGCUGGAAGAAGUUCUUCUGCUUUAUCUGA